AUGGACAUAGAAUUGCGAAACUUGCGGCCGAAUACAGAUCGUAUUGCCGUGCAACGCCAGGUAUCGGAUGCCCAGACUCCUUCGGAAUCGCUCUCGGUUCGAUAUUCCUGUUCCGUUAGACCCUCUUCAAAUUUUUGGGUAGAAUUUAGUUUAAUUGUUGCAAUCAAUUUCAUUUGGUUUGCUUUUUUGCUAAAUCACAACGUCCGCUCCAGUUGCAGCUGUUUCAUCCCGUCCGGAACUGAGUCAACCGAUGGUCUAGCCUGCGACGCGCUCGGCUGUUGCUACGUCAAUGGCGCAGCCACCAGCCAGGGACUUGGAUUAAAGUCAAAAAUAUCAGGUACGCCAGGUGGUGUUGCUGCAAUCGGUUUGCCGUCGGACAUUCCCCUAACCAGAAUAUUCAGCGGUUCCGAUUCGAAGGAGGCAGCCACAGAAGCACAGACUGCUUUGGUUCAGCAAUACGCUCCGGCAGGACGAUGCUCGUGGAAGAUCACGCAGUUCCGGUCCUGUGCACAAGAACAGGCCGAUUUGACCCUGUGCGAAGGUUUCAACGAGUCGCUCAGGCAUUAGUAGCAGAGUCCUUGCACCUACAGCUUGUCGAGUGAGCAAUUCCGACGAAACCACACCGUUCGCACCAAGUUGGAUCACAAUAAUAAGUGCGACGUCGAGAAGAAGACUUCCCGAGAGCUACAAGCAAUGCUACAAGAUUAAAUAGCAGGGUAUUUUUAACGUGACCAUGGUAUAACGUAGCGGAUCUAGACAGAUUUAUCCCGCAGAAUAAGAUAGCAAAAUUACCCAAAAACUAACAGCUGCUCUCGUUAGAUUAAAUCCCAGGAAGUAUAAUUUUCAUUGCAUUAUUUAGUCAACCGAAAUUGCA
Molecule: messenger RNA, 874 nt
Organism: Topomyia yanbarensis
Lineage: Eukaryota; Metazoa; Arthropoda; Insecta; Diptera; Culicidae
Exons: 3
Coding region: 1-567 (188 amino acids)
Source: RefSeq, a predicted model, not a curated record